AUGGCACCAGUGAUUUUUAUUGUCCCUGGCUUGUGGGAAGGCCCUGAAGUCUUUGAACCGCUCAAGAAAGCACUCGAGAAUGCUGGGUUAUCUGUUUUCUCCUCACGGCUCGUGAGCACUGGCACAACAGCCGCUAGUGGCCUCACAGUGAAAGACGACACCGCUGCUAUUGCCCGAGACCUCGCUGCUACUGUCGAGCUGGCUGGGUCGGACGGUGUUGUUGUAUUUCUACAUUCUGCAGGCGGGUUCCUUUGUAGUGCAGCUAUGCAGGGCCUCACAGCCAAUUCAAUGAGUGUGACGGGUAGGAAGGGCGGGGUUAGAGGCAUUAUCUUCAUGUCAUGUGCUUUUGGGCCAGAGGGAUUUGAAACUAAACCUACAUCAACGAUGCAAUACUUCAAUAAUAGCUACUUUACAUGUAUUGACCCUCGAGGUAUUCUUUUCAACGACAUGGUUGAUUCGGAGGCUAUGAAAUGGAUCGCUAAGCUGCAGUGCCAGCCCGCCAAUUGGGACGGAACGACGAACUACUGUGGGUGGCGCGAGGUUCCUAGCGUAUAUAUCAUUCUCAAGAAAGAUAAAGGAAUUCCGCCUGAAGUCCAGGAGCAGAUGGCUAUAUUAGCUGGCAGCAAGGUUGUCCAUUUAGAUGCAGGACAUAUGGCGCAGCUCACGAAAAUGACCGAUGUUGCCCAAAUUAUUUUAUCGGUCACUGCAGAAUUCCAGUAA
Molecule: messenger RNA, 720 nt
Organism: Penicillium canariense
Lineage: Eukaryota; Fungi; Ascomycota; Eurotiomycetes; Eurotiales; Aspergillaceae
Product: alpha/beta hydrolase
Exons: 2
Coding region: 1-720 (239 amino acids)
Source: RefSeq, a predicted model, not a curated record